AUGAUUCACUUUUUAUUUUACUUUCUUAUAACUACUCUAGGAAUGAUCAAAUUAAACAUUAAUAAUGAAUACACGAAGAAAGGAUAAAUAUAUCAUUUGAAGGAAUUUGAAUAUUAUAUAAUACAAGAAAUAGAAAAUGGAAUUAUGUUCUUUUCAAUUGAAUCAGCUGACACUAAUAGAUAUCUUUUUAUAGAGUAAUUAUAAUGUCAUAUAAAAGAUUAAUAUUUGAAACUCCUAAAGAUGGUCAUGUGAAUUUGUCCUUUACAAUAACUUAAAGCAGGCAAACUUCAAAAUAUGAAAAUAACACAAUAUUAGCAACAUAUGCUGAUUUAAAUGGUGAUUAUCUUCAUAAGAGUUAUCAAAAUAUACUUAUACCAGCAUAUUCAUAUAAUUAAGGUGACAGAUUUUACAUUAAUAUUUAAAAAAGAGAUGAAGAGAUAACAUAUAAAUAUAUCUUAAAAAUAAGUAAGAAUACUAAUAUUCCAUGUCCUAAUAAUUGUACAUCAAAUACUUUAGGUUUUUGCAAUUUUGGUAUAUGUGCAUGCAAAGAUGAUAUGAUUGAUUUGGAUUGUUCCAAAACAGGAAUUCCCAUAAUUAUGGAUAAUUAAAUUGAAAAUAUGUUUAUAAGUGGAACAAAAUAUUUCUAUUUUUAAUAAAAGACUUAGUUAGAAAAAAUUUAGCUAGAUUUAGAAAUUUCAAAUAUGUUCCUAUCAGAACAUUCUUAAAUCUUUGUAUAUAUAAUGUUUGAAAACUAUAUUUAUGGAGUAGCUACUUCAUAAUUUAAUAAUUAGUCUUUUUCAUUUUAUUCUAAUCCUUAAUCUAUAUAUUAAUCAGAGAUUAUAGAUGUUUCUAAAUUGAAUAAUAAUCCAGAUUUAUUUAGGUACUACUUUAUUAUUAUCUAGAUUUGAUCGCCUAUUAUUAACAAUUGUUGUUCCAGGUACAUGUUAGUUUAAUAUUAAUAUCAGUCUUCCAUCUGAAGAUUCAGAACAGUAAACUAAUUAAAUACUUAUUUACUUAUUUUUACCACUAGGUGUCAUUAUACUGAUAGUGAUUAUAGUUUGUAUAAUCAAAAAAUGUAGAGGAGUAAGGCCAAAUUAAAUUGGGUUAGAUGACGAAAAUAAAAAAUAGGGAAUUACCUUAUAAUAAUUUAAUGAGUAUUUGAAAAAAACAAAAUGGAAAGAUUUAUAUUAACAUUAUCCCAAUUCAGAAAAAAAUCUUAAAUCUAGUUCAUCUGAAUCUUGCGUUAUUUGCACAGAAGAUUAUUAGAAAGAUUCAAUAUGUUUAAUGACACCCUGUUAUCAUAUAUUUCAUUAUAAAUGUUUGCAAACAUGGGUGGUAGAUAAAUAGAAAGAAUUCUGUCCCAUUUGUAGAUAAGAUUUAAAUGAAUAAUCAUUAUCAAAAUUUGCAUAGGAAAUAAAAAACAAAGAACUAAAUUAAUAAUUAAAAAAAAGCGAUUUGUAAAACAAAAAUUCAAAUUGGUAAAUUGAAUUAUAACAAUAAAUGCAAACAAACUCUUAAAUGAUUUAAUAUUGA
Molecule: messenger RNA, 1533 nt
Organism: Paramecium pentaurelia
Lineage: Eukaryota; Ciliophora; Oligohymenophorea; Peniculida; Parameciidae
Source: the annotation of a GenBank genome assembly